Poecile atricapillus (Black-capped chickadee) is the source of this 2070-nucleotide messenger RNA. It is a transcript of the gene CDIN1, whose product is annotated as CDAN1 interacting nuclease 1. Gene Ontology annotation, biological process: erythrocyte differentiation. The record is from RefSeq and is a predicted model, not a curated record. Bases 182 to 988 code for a protein of 268 amino acids. The transcript has 11 exons. NCBI's taxonomy places the organism in Eukaryota, Metazoa, Chordata, Aves, Passeriformes, Paridae. Gene Ontology annotation, cellular component: nucleus; cytoplasm.
CGGAGCUGCGGGGAGCGGCGGCCGCGGCGGCUCGCGGCUGCCUCUGCGCCCGCCUGAUAGCAAAGGGUGUCCCGGGCUUGCUGCCUUUCUCCGCCCAGCCAGCCUUGGCCUUCUGCCUCUCGCCGCCCGGCGCGUCCCGCGCCUCUCCUGCCGCCUCCGCGCAGCCCUGGCGGUGCGAGGCAUGAAGCUGAGCAAAGCCCAGUACGAUGAGAUAGCCCAGUUCCUGGGGCACGUGCAGCCCACCCGGCAGAGCCUGAGGAAGCUGAAGGAGAAGUUUCCUAGUCAAUCGCAGUCCACUCUGCUGAGCAUCUUCUCCCAGGAGUACCAGAAACAAAUCAAAAGAACACAUGCCAAGCAUCAUACUGCUGAAGCUAUCGAAACUUACUACCAAAGGUACCUGAAUGGGGUGAUGAAAAAUGCAGUUGCCCCAGUAUUACUGGACCUGGCCAAUGAGGUGGACUUUGCCCCAUCAUUGAUGGCUCGUAUUGUGUUGGAAAGAUUUCUACAAGAAAAAGAGCAAGCCAUCCCCUCCAAAACUCUUAUAAAUAGUAUGCUGCGGGACCCUUCUCAGAUUCCAGAUGGAGUGCUAGCAAAUCAAGUCUAUCAGUGUACUGUGAAUGACUGUUGUUAUGGACCACUGGUGGACUGCAUCAAACAUGCUAUUGGGCAUGAGCACGAAGUCUUGCUGCGAGAAAUGCUUUUGGAAAAAAACCUCUCUUUCAUAGCUGAAGAUCAGCUUCGUGCAAAGGGUUAUGACAAAACACCAGACUUUAUUUUGGAAGUACCAGUAGCUGUGGAAGGACACAUAAUUCAUUGGAUUGAAAGCAAAGCCUCAUUUGGUGAUGAAAGUAGCCACCAAGCCUACUUGCAGGACCAGUUUUGGAGCUACUGGAACAGGGUGCAACUAUUGUGGCUGUGGGUGGAAGAGAAGUUUUUCUUCUUAGGAUAUGUGAAUGCUCCAUAUGCAAUUUUUAACCUGACAGGAUAAACUGAUUUUCUGUUUUAAAAUCUGAAGUUACAGGAGAUAUAACUUCAAAGUGAAUAGUGAAUCAGAGCUAUGUUUAUCCCUCUUAUAUGUCAGAGUUUAAGUGCAAUGUUUUAUGUAUACAGUCAUCAUGACAGUUAAAAAGGCUAUAAAGAAAAGCAAUUAUAUAAUUGCUUUAAAGAAUUAAGUAGCACAGAUAAAGGCUUUUAGAAGCUACAGAACAGUUUUAAUAAUUAUAUCACCUGAAGUCAAGCUGCAAAAUUAUGUCCUAAUUAUUUGCAAUGAGUAAUUAUCUAUAAAGUUGUAAGCUUUAAAGAUUUUAUGAGAGAGUAGGGGAGUUCUUUGAUUUAUUUUUUUUUCCCCCCACACACUAAAACAAUACCCCAUCAUUUUCUAUUUUAGCAGUUUUCACAAUUUAAACAUUAAAUUCUUAUUGUUGCUUUCUGUUAUAUUAGUAGUGUGUGUUUUGCAAUUCUAAUCUUCACGUUUUUCUUUCUUUAUCACUGAAGCAGGCCUUUUGAAGCCAGGGAAUUUUUCAUAGCAAUAUUGACAGUGUUCGCAUUUGCAUGAUGACAGCCAAGGAAUGGAGCAGUAAUUUUUGAAAUUGCAGAAGUAUUUAGAACACUGAUAAAAGCUGAAAUAUAUUUUUGAUGGAUUGAAGUUAAGCAUACAUGAUUUUUCCUGCUGUCAAAAGGCUCUGAAUUUAGUGAAUAUUUGCCUGCUGUGAGAAUGCAAGAUUAACAUCACAACCAUCACCCGGGCACCCAAACCCUGCAAUUUAAUAGCUUUUUAGGUUCUUUCCUUUUUCUAAACAGCAAUUAAUCUCAUUUUAGUACAAUUUUCUCGUUUCUGAAGUCGCUCAUUGAAUCGCUGUUUUGUUCAUAUUUGGCUUCAGCUCCUCUGCAUAGUCAUUAAAGUCCCAAUUAAUGUCACCUUUAGCUGAAGAGUACUCAUUUUUAUUGAGAAAAUGACAGUUGCUGCCAUGAGUAGUGCAGUGUAAUAUACAUUAAUUGCCCUGUAACACUGGUAAUUACGAGUUUUUCAAGCCUCUCAGUAAACUGUCAUGCCUAGACAAGACUGUGCUA